This is a messenger RNA of Odontomachus brunneus, 3646 nucleotides long. RefSeq lists its product as uncharacterized. The record is from RefSeq and is a predicted model, not a curated record. The coding region runs from base 332 to 1156 and encodes 274 amino acids. The transcript is spliced from 4 exons. NCBI's taxonomy places the organism in Eukaryota, Metazoa, Arthropoda, Insecta, Hymenoptera, Formicidae.
GGAUCACCUGCGUCUGACCUGUGUCUGACCCGUAUGUGACGCCGACGCCGACGCGGCACGUUCCGAGGAGGAACGAGAGAUUAAAUAGCAACAGUAUUCAAAGGUUCGAAACAGCUCCAAGACUCGUUUUCUACUUGAUCGUAGAUAUAAACCGCGAGACCUCGUCGUGUGCGCGUAAAACAGCAAGAUUCGACGUUCCUCCUCCCGAGAGAAAUAGUUUGGACGUGCAAGUUCUAGGUUAUAGAGGCCAGCGUUCGGCCCAAUGUAAACCAAUGUGAACGACAAGAUAGCGAUCAGUCAAUUCGGCCAGUUUGGAAGCUUAGCGAGCCUUAUGUAUUGGAAUAGAACGGCGGCCGGUGGUGUGCGCGAAGAAAUGCCGCUAAGUUCGAUCAGUCAUACCGCGUGCACCACCAUCGACACAGUGGAGAGUGUAAACCCUGGUACCAGCACGCAGAUAACAUCAACCUGCUGCACUGUCCUACCACCACCGCCUUAUCAUAAUAUUAAUUUACCCCUCGGACAUCCCUCUACGUUGACCAACGAACGUGGUGCACCGCCCUCGUACGAAGAAGCUAUAGAUCCUAAUGCUCCACCACCAUCUUAUGAUUCCCUAUUUGGUCGUAUGAGGGAAGCUCGUAAAGUCUCAAAAGGAAUAUUCGAUUUCUUGAAGAAUAUAAUCUUUCUACUCUUGGGCACAAUCGGCUGUACCAUCAUUCUUGGAGUAACAAUAGUAGUACCAAUUUGUAUGAUGGUCAUCGGGGGAUUGUAUCUGUACGAUUGCCCACAGGGUGAAUACAUUCCCGUAUACUUGUUAGUGGGUGGUGGAUUUGGAGUAUUUAAACAAUUGUUACACUUAUCAGCUAGAGUGAGACAGCGUCAAGAAGAGAGAGAUGAAGAAAGGAUAAGGCAAUCACCCACACAGACUCUGAUCAAUUGUUUUAUGCUUGGAUGGUUCAUUAUCGGCUCUAUGUGGGUAUACAAAGAAUACGAGCCGAAUUACGAUCCAGCUUUGGGAAAGUACUGCAACAAGACGUUAUAUUUAUUCGCCUUCUGGCUGAUCACAUCGGUCUACAUAUGUUUAGGUGUUGUAACAGCUGGCCUGUGCAGUAUUUCCGUAGCUAGUAUCGCGUUUCAGAGAUCGCCACCGCAAGUCUGAAACAGCGCGGCUUCGUGCUCGUAUUCACAUCUCUAAGAUUAUAAUACCCAGGACCAUCCGUAUUUAACAAAGUCGGGAACGUGCAACUCGCUGUAUUUAUCGAAAUGAAGACACGUAACUCAAGGUUGCACGCCCUACGUCAACGGAUGAUCCAAAGUGUGUGAGCGCAGUCUCUCGCGUUACGUGAUAACCGCGGCUUCUCAUGGGAACCUACGAAUACCACACUCUCUCCUGGUCGUUAAAUACGAAUCAUUCAUUUUUUUAUAUAUCGGACGCGCCAAUAAUCGGAUCGGAAGUUCAAGUAUGGAGGGAUCUCCAUACUUUGUAUAUAGAUGCGGAUUGCACAUGUUGUAAACGUUGAAAAUCUCAUUUUGGGAGCAAACCGACGAAAGUCACUCGAGCGACCACGACAUCGUCUUUUCACCGAAGUGAGUCGCUUCGCAGAUAAAGAAAGAAAAACAAAGGGGGCGCAAGAAUUUCGUCCACGUUUACGUACCUGAGAUGCUUAAACGACUAUUUCGAAAGAAAUCGUUGGCACGUUAAACGCACAUUGAGUAUUCGCGCGGACGCGCGAGUUCGACAUGAAUCUCAAACGGAAGAUCGUCCAAAAGGACAUCUCUUAUUCGUGCGAAGGGGCGCGAUUAUCCCCUUAGUUGACUCGAUAAUCAGACGACGCUGUAGCGUCGCGACGCCAACUACGUAGAAUCGAUUCAAAUUUAUCGAGAUUGUCGAUCUCCCAAGGAAAUCGGAGAACCAACGACACAUCGACACGUCGACGUUCUCCCGUUUCUCUCUUCCGCGACAGCCUCUGCCGGCUUCUAAGAACAUUUGAAGAGACGAGAGAAAGCGGAGUCGCUUCGACCGGAUUUAAGGGCUGUGUGUCGCGUUAAUCGCGGAUUCUCGAAUCUUGUGCCAAGUGGACGCGGAGUCGCAGACCAAAGUAUUUUGCUAUGACGGUGUUGCUCGCGCUAGCGCAUUGCGUGCGCUACGGUUUCUAUAUUAACGAUGCACAUACUCGCUCCUCUCUUCUCCCCUCUCACGGAAUUCUCCUCGCCGACGGCGGGCUGGUGGUGUGCGCGGGCGCGACUCGCACACCACGUUUACGGCGAUACGACGGUCUAACACGUAACUCCGCGGUAAUAAAUGUUAGUCAUCGCAUCGCGCUAUCGUUCUCCUUUGACUUCUUAUCUAUGUUAAGCACUUUAUGCAUUUUACGGACAAUGUACAGUCAAAGUACGCACUCCGCUUGCUCGUGACGUAACUUAUUCUUAAAAGACUGCGAUCCUGUGCGCGACAAUUUAUAUUUAUUCGCCCUCACCUCCGUCCUCUUACGCCUCUAUAGAUCUUCUUUGAUCUUUUUUGUGUUUAUACAUACGAUUAAUUUUUUUUUUUUUUCUUUAGAGAAGGUCGCUGAGCGAUCAAUCAGGAAAGUAUGAAUGUUUUUUCUUUUUUUCUUUUUUUUUUCUUUUUCAAAAUGUUUAUCCUAAGAAAAACUAAAAACGACAGUAUUUGUCAGUAUUGUUUGAGCUUGUUAUUUUUCAAACAAUAAAGAUGGAAUCAGCACGCUCAAUUGUCGUCGACGCAGCGUCGAUAUGGACUUGUUUGUAACUCGAUUAAACGACUGUAUUAUGAAGAGUAUUAUGAAGAAUAAUCGCUGUGUAAAUACUUAAUACCGUUCCUUCUACUUUCGUACGACUUGAUCUGUUUUUCCGACUCGAGUUUAGUCUUCCUCUCACUCAGUUCGUUUAUAAGAACAUAAUUAUCCCGAGCAUAGUUAGAUGUAAGCGUAGACGUAGACGUAGAGACUGAGGCGAACACAGACACAGGCACGCGCACAGUCGUGCCUAUGAUUGUGCGAAGAGUCUCACUAAUAUGCUUAUGCGCGUAAUGAAUUAAUAAUAACCAAGCUUAAUGCAUUCAACUUCGCGUAAAUAUAAUGCGACACACUCACACACGCAUACACAUAUUACUAAACUUAUCGUAUGAUAAGCUCAAUUGCAAGCUUAUUAUAUGUAUAGGAUGCGAUAGAAUACGCGGUAUGACCGGGAAAAGGAAGGAAUUUCUUGCGCGCAAACAAUAAAUCCAAGAAGCGGAGUAAACGUGUUUUCUCGUUCGAGGUUUUUUUGCCGUGUUCCCGAGCGAAGGACGAUCGUUCAGCGCUCUUGAUUUAUUCUCGCAACGACGUAUUAAUCCGUUUCCUUUUUCGGUCACGCCGCGAAUUGGCUCGCGCUCAACGUACGAUUCGAUCGCAUACAUUAAUUAUCGCGUUCAGCAACGCACGAACUGGGGAUAACUGUAAAUAAUACGAUCUAAAUGUAUGAUUAUACUGAUUGAGCGGAUACGUGUUUACGUUGCAUUUAUUAUGCUAUUACAAGAUGACGAGAUUAAUUUACGAUAAUGUAUAAUUGCAUUCCUAUGUUGUAUGCAUGGCAUAAAAGCAUAACGCACAUUUGUUGUUACGAUUUCUUAAAAUAAAGCGCUUGAAAAUCA